This is a messenger RNA of Clunio marinus, 612 nucleotides long. Lineage: Eukaryota; Metazoa; Arthropoda; Insecta; Diptera; Chironomidae. The record is from the annotation of a GenBank genome assembly.
AUGAUCGGAUUUCUCAAAUCUUUGGUAUUUAAGUAUUUCAUUAACCACGCCAAAAUUUCCCUCAUCCAAACAGAUGUACACAUUUACGUGAACACGAGAUGGGGGUGGGAGAAUAAGAAAGAAAAUGAUGAAAAACAUUCUGUCACUCACAUAUGCGUCGAGGGUUCGCUGUCAGCUUCAUUCAAUGAAGUUAGAGUGGUGUUUGUGUGGUUGAUUGAUGCUUCAAUAAGGUCCACUUUAAGUUUGUUUAAUGUUGAGCUUAAGGAGUACGAGAUAGACGCGAAAACUUUCCUCAGCAGAUUCAAUUUAUUGGAAACCAAAAAAAAAGCCAUUCAAAAAUUACGAGAGAACGCUGCGAGCUUUAAGCUGACAGUAGAUAACAGAUCACAACCCGUACUGUUCAGACACUUGCUUCAAAAUGAAAUGAAAGAAGUAAAAGCAGUGAUGAGUGAAUCAAUAAAUUAUUUAUGGAUGAAUGUUAAAGUUGGUGGAAAAUGGGACACGCAAGUCAUUCAGAGCGUCCCAGACGUCUUUCAAUAUAAAAGAUUUCAAUCCUUGUGUUUGAUUCAAUGGAGAUAUCUUCAAGAACUUCAACCUUUCCUUCUUUUAUGA